AUUGCAGUCGACAGAGCAUGCGCGGCUCGGUGGCGGCCGGAGCCCUGAGGCUGCGCGGAGCCGGGGUCGCUCUGGCGCUGCCGGUGCCCGACCGCGCGGGGGCCGAGCAUGAGGCUCGCCCAGCGGCCGGGGCAGGACAGCGAGCCCGCCGUGCGUGGCAGAGGGUAAUUGUCCUCUGAAUUCUCAUGUCAUACCAGCAGGAGGACUACAAAGAAUCUAUCAAAAUGAUGACAAAUAUUGUCAUUUUGAGCCUGCUUAUUUGUAUUUCCUUAUCUUUCUGGAUUGUGUCCAUGACAGCAAGUACAUACUAUGGUACUUUACGGCCUAUUUCUCCAUGGCGUUGGCUUUUUUCAGUUGUGGUUCCACUAAUGAUUGCUUCACGAGGCUUUAAGAAGAAGAGCCUGGAUCACAGCGGAGCUUUAGGGGGAUUAGUGGUUGGGUUUAUCCUAACAAUUGCAAAUUACAGCUUCUUCACUGCUUUGCUCAUGUUUUUUGUUACUUCUUCAAAACUUACUAAGUGGAAAGAAGAUGUGAAGAAGCAUAUAGAUUCAGAAUUCAAACAAGGUGGGCAGAGGAAUUGGGUGCAAGUAUUUUGUAAUGGUGGUGUCCCUACGGAGCUGGCUCUGCUAUAUAUGAUAGAAAAUGGACCAGGUGAAAUUCCAAUAGACUUUUCCAAGCAGUACACUGCAUCAUGGAUGUGUUUAUCCCUUUUGGGAGCUUUGGCCUGCUCUGCUGGAGAUACAUGGGCUUCAGAGAUUGGCAGUGUCUGGAGUAAAAGUGAGCCAAGGUUAAUAACAACAUGGGAAAAGGUUCCAGUAGGUACUAAUGGAGGUGUUACGUUAGUGGGCCUAAUUUCAAGUCUCAUUGGUGGCAUGCUAGUAGGUGUGGCUUACUUCAUUACUCAGCUUGUUUUUGUGAGUGAUCUGGAUAUAUCUGCUCCACAGUGGCCACUCGUUGUGUUUGGCGCAAUGGCUGGUUUACUGGGAUCAAUUAUUGAUUCAUAUUUAGGAGCUACAAUGCAAUACACCGGUUUUGACAAGCGUAUUGGCAUGGUUGUCAACUACGAAACAAAAGACUCCAAGCACAUAUCUGGAAAACCUAUACUGGACAACAAUGCAGUGAACCUCUUUUCUUCUGUAGUCAUUGCUUUGUUACUUCCUGGUGUGGCAUGGGGUUUCUGGCCUAGAGGGUGAAACUUCUUAAGUCUUUUAAUACAUAGUUCAAAUACACUUAAUAUGAAUCAAAGGUUACUCCCCAAAACACUGUUUUUAGCUUGUUUGAGGGAGUCCUCUGCAUCCUUUUCAGAUCCAGAAGGAUUCACUAUCUUAACUUCCUUAGGCUGUAAGUUUUAUGGGCAGCCACCAUCUUUCUGGAGAAAGAGGACCAGAUGAGGCACUGUUAAUAACCUGUCAGUGCUACUCCUUAAUUGGACACAGAUUGCUACUUUGUAACAUGAAGCAAUUCGUUUUCCCUUCUGGAGCUGAAUGCUUGGCCUCCAAAUCAUUUCCAACACCUGGCAGAAGAAAGAGUGAAAGAAUACAACUAGAAAUUUAACCUGGGUCUGCCAUACAACUACUAUUAACACUGUUCACCAAGCCACAAACAAAGUACUAUAUAUUUUCUGUAAUGUAGAACAUAGUAGUAUCGAUGAAAUCACUGAAUUCUAGUUUAGUAUACAUUUCCCAUUGUCUGCUCAAUAUUAUAGGUUUUAUAGAGGUGUAUUGAAGUCUUUAAAAAAAUUGUACUUUAAUAAGCAUUGUUGCCUAUUCCAUGUUGUAUUACUUUUUUGCCAUGCUUUUGACGAUGGGUAAGAAAAAGUAAUGCUUUAACAUAAUGUCUCAGGCAUAUGACUAAAUUUAAAAUCAAAACUAUCCUUUUUCCAAUAAGCAAAACAAGAAUAUAAAGCUUAUAUAAGCAGCAUUAUAAGGUACUUCUUAGAUUAAGUUAUUGAUAUUAAAGUAAAGAUUACAUUUUUUUUUAAUUCAAAAUCAACUGGUUAGAAAAGAUGUAACUUGUUCUGUAACUGUGGAAUUACUCUUUAAUAAUCGGAGUUUAAUAGCACGUUCACCAAGUUGUGGUCUUCAUGUUCUUUCUCAGUAACCCUACUUUUUUGCUUUACAAAUUACUGCUCACUGGAGAUGUCAAGGUGUUGGGUCCUUUAUUGUUGAUAAACUAUUACAGGGUUUUCACUUUUGUCAUUAAAUGACAGGCUAAAAAGUUUUUCAGUUAACAAUUUAGUAUUUAUUAUAUAGAAUCAGAUCCUGCAACUGGGUUGCAUGCGUGGAUCCUUUUGGCCAUAUAGAGAUCAUCCACCUGGAUCCAUUUGCAGGAUAUGACUCAUAAUGUGUGCAUCAAAAAAAGUUUCUUCCAAUCUGAGAGCGAUUACCAGUUCCAGGGAUAUUCCCAGUUUUAAGUAUAGGAGACUUGGCAGAAUCUUUCAAAAGAGAAUAAACUAAGUGUGACCACUGCAUCCUAAUGUUCUUGUUGAAAAGCACUGUAACAUGAAAGGCAUAGAUGCCCUUACUGAUUAAUUAUAUUUAAUUUAACUGUAAAUAAAUCAGUUUUUCUUUAUGAUAUAUGUAGGAUUUUGUGCUAACACAUUUUUGAUUUUGUUAAUGCCACUAGACAUUAGAGGAAGGCUCUUAGAAAGAAUAAAGUAGAUGAUGGUGAGUUCGGUAAGAAAGUGAAAACAUACAUAUACUUUGAGAGGGUUUAGCUUUUAAUUUAAAUAUUUGUAUUGUCUGCAGGAAUCAAAGGUAUCUUUUCAGGGAUUAAGGACACUUUUAGCCAAGUUUCCAUUGUAAUCUAAUGUGGAUCCCAAGACUAAAACAGCACACAACACUGAACAUAUAUCCAUAACAUAUUUAAAAAAAACCACACUUUACGUAGCAGUAUGAAAUGUCUUCAUUGCUGUUAAAUUAAAUUGUAAACAAGCAAUUUUGCACUUAGCAGAUAAGGGUGAGAUUUUCAAAAGUGUAACGUAUUGGCUUACCUCCGUCAGUGAGAGCAGAGUUAGGCCAACACUGAGUGCUUUUGAAUUUCCCACCAUUAAAUUUCUAGUGUACAGAAUUGUAUUUAAAGAAUGAUUCUCGCCUUUUCUGUAGCAUUAGUUUUAUUAAAUAAUAUCAGUUCUGGACAGGAUACAAUUACACUGGACAAGAUACUAUUAAAUUGAACAGAACAUAGUAGUGCAGAUUAUGUUGCCUUUGAUUUUUGUAUUUUACGCAAUAGCUGUGCAGAAAGUGUAGCCCUUAUGAGAGGAGGAGGAGGAGGAGAAAUAUAGGGAAACUGUAUGUGACUUGGUGCCUGUAAACCAGUGCAUGUCACUAAGUGUAGUUAUUGGGACCAGAAAGAAGCCGAUGGAAUGUUAACAUUUGAGAUCAUUAGAAGGUGUCUGGGUAGGCACAGAGAAAAUAGAUGAAAGUAAAAGGGCGGGUGAUAAAAGGGAAGGAGGCAAAAUAAGCAGAGUAAGAUAUUAAUAGAAAUGAAUUGAGCUCACAUAGUGUUUUUCCAUAGUAAGCAAUUACAUUACACUUUGUUUUAAAUAUUUGAAUAUUUGUUUUGCCUCAAUGCCUGUAUAUGGAUUAGUAUUUGAGAUUAAUCUGUGCCUGUAAAUUAAAAUUUGACAUUUACCUGGCACUAAUUUAUUUUUUCUUACUGAAACAGCAUGAAAAUUCACAAAUCACCUCUCCAAUACUUUGAUCAGAUUUCCUUAAACUGAAAAAUUCCAGUUGGAGGUCAGUUGAGCCUUAUCUGUAUAGUUUUUAUGGAUUGUGUAUGUUAAAGAAAAUGACUAUUUUUCACUAUAAAUAUGAAGUAGUUUUUCUUAAUAAACACAUAAUGCAAUUGGU
Messenger RNA from Chrysemys picta bellii (western painted turtle), 3851 nucleotides. It is a transcript of the gene FAABTP, whose product is annotated as transmembrane protein 19. Gene Ontology annotation, cellular component: membrane. The record is from RefSeq and is a predicted model, not a curated record. NCBI's taxonomy places the organism in Eukaryota, Metazoa, Chordata, Testudines, Emydidae.